Fusarium verticillioides 7600 is the source of this 3755-nucleotide messenger RNA. RefSeq lists its product as hypothetical. Bases 1472 to 3358 code for a protein of 628 amino acids. The transcript has 2 exons. Lineage: Eukaryota; Fungi; Ascomycota; Sordariomycetes; Hypocreales; Nectriaceae. The record is from RefSeq and is a predicted model, not a curated record.
AAUCGCAGAGUAUUGUAACAUAUUUAAAAAGGAAUGACGAUAAGGGAGGAGGAAACGCGCCAUCACAGGAUUCAAGUUUAGGUCGUCCCCGGAACUUUUGCGACAAAUCGUCGGGAGCUAAUUGGUCUAGAGCGCGGUGACGUCGUCGCUGACCUGGAGAGAUUACUCCGCCUCAUCGUGGCGCUGGCCAAUGAGAUGUCGGCCCUGGAACGAGUUGGCUUGACACGCAAGCGAUACCACGAGGUGCUUACGACUGUCAGAGAUUACAUUGGGUUUAAGCUUCUUUCAUAGGAAGGUCUGAACUCAAUUCGUAGUGAUCAUGGCCACAUCUUGUCGAAUGUCAACGUAUGUCCUACGAUUGCUUACGCUGCGUCAAAACUGUCAGUUGACAACAAAUGCGGGGAGACUCGGCCGAGGGUGUCCGGGGCCUUGGAUCGGCGAUCUCAUGGCUUUACUGGGUCUCGGUCCGGAGCGGAUCCCGUGGACACCGUGGACGGGCCCGACGCGGCCGGUAGCCCACUUGGUUCAGCCUGGUAAGGCGCCGUUGAGAUCUAGUCCUUGGAGCAGUUUCUGUGACGUGAGGGAUACUUCAGGUUUUGACUGUUAAUGCAUAUGUAUCGAUCUUGAUCCGUAGGUGGUUGGCUUCUGCACACUGGCCCUGAUCCGGCCCUCGAUCCCGAAUUCAACGCAAGUCGCGUAACCAAGAGAACGAUGGCGAGUAUUCCUGUUUUCACAAUGGCAGGCGGUUUCAAGAUACUGUGUCUUGAUCGUGCUGAAGCAGGAGGUCACAUUGCCAUCAGACGUCGCAGAAAUGAUCCUGGUCAAGGCGCUAACCACCUGCAAUAUCCACCGCCAGGCAUUGGAUGAAACUAUUGCUUCCUCAACUUCAUCGAACCUCAGUCAGGUUCCUGAGCCCGUGAAUCAGCCUCGAUUCGAUGGCUGCCAAAGAUCCAGAGUUCCAGGCUCAAUGCCUUGAUCUCAUUCGCGGGAUCAAAGCUGCCCACGAGAAGCAGAAUGACCUCCUUGAGAAAUUGGUGACGCUUAUGGCAAUACCAGUUGAACUGGAGACAGCACAUCCACGCGAAGAGAAAUGCCAUGAAGAUAUUGAUGAAUCCCUUGUUCAAGGGGAUAAAAUCAAGCUCAAUGAAGGGGCGUCGUCAGAUGAUCUCAGUGUUGCAACGCAACAAGACACCAACUUGGGCAACAUCCUUCGCUUCGCAUCUAAUUCUUACAAGAAAAGGCUACGGCUUUCAAGAUUGAUCAAGAUGGUCCACAGCCAUUCUUACUCCGCUCUCAAUUACCUCCCUCGCAAUCUUCGUACACACUACCCCAGCAGUUAGAGUACAUUCCCCGACCCCCAGACGAUGGAGACGUCGUUGUCAAUGCCACUCGAUCGUGGAACUACUGGUAUCCGCACGAUUGGGAGACACAAUCCUCCAGAAACAAAUCCAUCAGCCCAGUGCCGGACUUCAUGCCACCAUGGCAACUUACCCGCGGAGAAAACGAAAAGUGGUAUCACAUCGACGACAUAGACUUCGAGUUUCCCCUAACCGCACCAGAUACGCUAUCACCAGUGGCAGGAACAUACUUUGAAGUGCCUUACUCUUUCUUCCCAGGACUCCGGAAUCUGAACAUGGCUUAUACGCGGCGUCAGGGAAUCACGUACGGUGGUUCGGGCGAUUACUUGAUCGAGACUGCACUUACAGAAGCCCAUCGAUACAAGAUCCGUCAGUCCCUAGGGGACUUCUAUGCUGUGCCGCAGGAUGGCCGUCUUCCUCUGUCAUUUCAUACGAGUGAGCUUCGAAUGCAAGUUCGUCAUCGACGGACGCGGAAUGAUAUCGACCGCAGUCUUGAUAAGUAUCUUGAGCCUACGCGUGAGCUACUUAGUAAACUUCAUUGGUUUACUAUCAUUGACCUCACGGCACCUGGAGGCUCUCAGAACGCCGUAUACAGUCUGCGAACCAAAUCAUCACUGUUCCAACAUGACUCUCCGCCAUCGCGUGUUGAGGGGCCGCCUUGCUGGGAGAUGAUCCAGCCAGCGCUUCAAAGAGAAGGUAAUGGAUUUGUGUCACACCCGUCAGUCAUACAAGACCAUCCAACACAGCCGAUCCAUCGUGAAGGACGAUGGUGUCGCGUUAUUCAGCUUGACGGUCUCGCAAACAUCACCGCUGGUCUUAUGGAUGAGAAAUGCACCCGGUAUAACUCUAUGGCCGUCUGGAAGCUUCUCUUCCAAGAUAACCAGCUAAGUUCAGGCAAGGGUCGUGCAUUUCGUGCCACGAUCAAUCAGCAUCUCCUCUGCAGACCGUCUGCAAAGGAGCUGCACGGUUCCGAAAACGUCCCGUGGAGGUCCUUUCACAUCUCGUGGUAUCAGCUCUGUACACAGCCUACUGAUGCAGCUGUUGAGCAAUCGACGUGGAACUAUGGACGUCUUUAUGGGGAGAAGGGGCCGUACAUCAAACAGCAGGCUUUUACUUUGGGGUGUGCUUAUCAAGAGCUUCACGGGUCUGAUGCUAAGCGUGACUCUUUCUGGACAGUCUUGAUCAUGAAGCCGUCCGCUGCUGAUUAUGAUCCAUAUGAUGUGCACAAAGUCCCACGUCGGACAUAUCCGCCUCCAUACGAUGGCCGGCAAUAUCGCUCGGAAGAUGUCAUCCUUGAUGCUAUUCGGACGAAUUUACAGAAAGCAGCUAAUGCGUGGAGUCGAAUGCAAAUAGCCCUCGACGCAAUCGUCGAUCAUGAUCCUCUGUUUCUCGACCCCGUUCAGCACGACAAUCUCUUAUUCGACGACGACACGUUCUCAAGAUCAAGACAAUACUUUUGGAUCGUCAGCUGUCUUGAGUCUUUUCUUAUUCUUAUCGAUGAUGCUAUAGAGGAGUGGAGGAGAUUUCGUGUCGAUUGGCCUCAUAUGAUUAUGGAGAUUGAUCCAGCGGAGGAGUCCCGGACCGGAGAAACACCAGAGGCAUUGACGCGAAGAGUUUUGGGGGAGAUUGAGGCGCAAGUUGAUAGACUGAGGAUCAUAUCUGCUCGUUUCGAAGCAAGUCGUGACAAAACCAAAGCUCUCAGAGAAGGCGUAUGUAUCCCUCAACUACGACGCUCGACAUAUCUCGCAGCUCUUCAGCGCCAGUGGAGUAAUCGAAAGUCGUGUCUCUACUCGUCUAGGAGAAAACGUCAAACUCCUCACAUACGUCAGCAUCUUUUACCUGCCACUAAGUUUCUGCGUUGCUCUCUGGAGUAUAAACGAAGACUAUCCCCGACCAAUGCUAGCGUUAACAGCAGUCCUCGUCGCAGCUGUGACGUUCAUCGUCGUAGCCAACAUGAGAAACAUGGCUUCUGUAUGUGCUGCUGCAUAUCGCGGUGUUAAGAGACGGAUUGUGAGACGGAUGCGUGGGAGUGAAGAUGAGAAAUGGGUUAAGAGAGCAACGGCUUUUGAGAGCUAUAGACCUGAAAGGAUGGAGGUUGAACCGUCGGAGUGGUAUAUCUUGUACUUCUUCAUAUACUCUAUGCUCAGUCAGGUAGGUUCUUGGAUGAAGAAGCAGAGACGGAAAGUGAGGAAUGUAUUUAGUUCGUCGGAGAGAGAGGCAAGUCCUGUUAAGCAGAGUCCAGCGGUGGGAAGUGAGCCGUGGGCAACCCCAAGUUCGUGGUGAGGCAAGAAAGACUAUCCCAAGACUUAGGUAAAAUUAGUGAAUCUCAGAUUGGGCUAUUCCAGCACCUUAGUCUAGUCAACAGGAGGUUUUCUUGCUCUACGGGGGCUCUCUCCU